Molecule: messenger RNA, 455 nt
Organism: Marmota monax (woodchuck)
Lineage: Eukaryota; Metazoa; Chordata; Mammalia; Rodentia; Sciuridae
Product: alpha-defensin 9-like
Exons: 2
Coding region: 51-347 (98 amino acids)
Biological process (GO): cellular response to lipopolysaccharide; antimicrobial humoral immune response mediated by antimicrobial peptide; defense response to Gram-positive bacterium
Cellular component (GO): extracellular matrix
Source: RefSeq, a predicted model, not a curated record
GCUCCACUCACACUCAGGCCCCUGCCUCCUCUCCUCCAGUGACUCCAGCCAUGAGGACCCUCGCCCUCCUCGCUGCCCUUCUCCUGCUGGCCCUCCAGGCCCAGGCUGAGCCUCUCCCAGAAAACAAUGAGGAGGCCCCAGACCAGGAGCAGCCAGGGGAAGAGGACCAGGACAUGGCCAUCUCCUUUGCCGAGACUGAGGCCCCUGGUGUUCAGAGAUCAGGUGCACGAGGGAUCCUGAAAUGCCACUGUUCAUCACGUGGCUGUAAUCAACGUCUAGGAGAACACAACCGUGGGUCCUGCUUUCAGGGUCGUAAAGUCUACAAGUUCUGUUGCCGCCGAAUAUAAUGCCCAGAGAAACACUUGGUCACCCCUUCCUUUGAGACAUACAACGGAACUGUCAGCACCCCUUACCCCAAUCUAAUUGUCCUCAAUUUUCUCCAUCUCAAAUAAAUU